UUGAAAACCUUAUUUGAGAUUAUUUAUGUUUGUAAUUAAUCAGUGACGUAAUAUAGUGUCUGUGUAGUGAUGAUUAGGACGAAUAGCUGUCUCCUGAGGGUGGUAACUCAUCUUGUAAGAAGUAUGAGCGGCCAGACACCACAACCAUCCCAGCUAUCCCAGGCAUCCCAGCCACCCCAACCAUCCCAGCCACCCCAACCAUCCCAGCCACCCCAACCAUCCCAGGCAGGAGAGAGAGGAAGGUGUACUUUCUGCAAGAUCUCUGAUGGCAUUGAACCGAGUAACAUCGUUCAUCAGGACGAAGAGUUUGUGGUGUUCCCGGACAUGAGACCAGCAGCACCUCACCACUACCUAGUCAUCACCCGUCACCACUACACUGAUGUUAAGAGCCUAACUAAAGAAAACAUUCCUAUGGUGGAAAAAAUGGUGAAGCUGGGACAGGAAGUAUUGACGGCACAAGGCGGAUCAACAAGCGCUGCGAGGCUAGGUUUUCAUUGGCCCCCCUUCCACACGGUCAGUCACCUGCACCUCCAUAUAAUCGCCCCAGAGAGUGAGAUGGGUUUCAUAUCACGAGGAAUGUUUAAAACUAAUUCUUUCUGGUUUGUGUCGGUGAGUAAUGUUUGUUUUUAGUAUCGCUCGAGU
Homarus americanus (American lobster) is the source of this 642-nucleotide messenger RNA. RefSeq names its product histidine triad nucleotide-binding protein 3-like. NCBI's taxonomy places the organism in Eukaryota, Metazoa, Arthropoda, Malacostraca, Decapoda, Nephropidae. The transcript has 4 exons. The record is from RefSeq and is a predicted model, not a curated record. Gene Ontology annotation, molecular function: catalytic activity. The coding region runs from base 70 to 630 and encodes 186 amino acids.